Molecule: messenger RNA, 15069 nt
Organism: Triplophysa rosa
Lineage: Eukaryota; Metazoa; Chordata; Actinopteri; Cypriniformes; Nemacheilidae
Gene: lcor
Product: ligand dependent nuclear receptor corepressor
Exons: 7
Coding region: 38-1879 (613 amino acids)
Biological process (GO): regulation of transcription by RNA polymerase II
Cellular component (GO): nucleus
Molecular function (GO): DNA binding
Source: RefSeq, a predicted model, not a curated record
GCAGAAGGUGCGCGCCCGCGGGAGGGGCCGAUAGAAAAUGGCGAGUCUGUGCAGAAGGCAGCAAUGCACGAUCGAGAGGCGCGGCUUUCGGCAGGAACUUGACUCGUGGCGGCAUAAACUCAUUCACUGUGUAGGGUUUGAAAGCAUUUUGGAGGGGCUGUUUGGACCAGCACUUGUAAAGGAUCUUACCCUCUUUCAAGAUUGUGAGCCAGAGGGAGUGUCAGAUUGGUCAUUCAAUGAAAACUGUCUCUUUUGCUGCUUAAGACGUGAGAAAGUGAAGGAAAACUUUGGUUUGAACAACCAAGUAUCAUCAGAAGCGGACAGCUUCAAGCAAGAGCAGUCCAAUAUUAACAAACUUGAGAAGCAAGCAGAGGACUUCCUCAAUGUUGUCUUCUACAGAAAGGCAGACCUCCCAGGAUUCACAGACCCCCACAUUCCUCUAGUGGCUCAUGAGAUCAUGCAGCGAAUGAUCCGACAGUUCGCUGCGGAAUAUACCUCAAAAACCAGCUCAACUCAGGACGUACCCAACCCCCAGUCCCAGCCCAACGGCACCAAGGACCAAAGCCUGCCGAAAGCGCCCUCGCUGGAGCCGGACGCCUCCACACCUGCUCCCGUCUGUGGUGGCGCCGGUACCGGCACAGCUGCCUCCGCACAGAAUCCCGUCCUCAGCAAGCUUCUCAUGGCAGACCAGGACUCGCCACUGGACCUCACCGUCAGGAAACCAGAGACAGAACCCAGUGACCAAGAUGGAGUCCUUGACCUCUCAACUAAAAAGAACCACAGUCAUGGUAGUGUCUCACUAAAAAGCUCUCAUGGUUUCUCAAUCGUGCCCACAAUUAAGGGGCGUUCCCAGAGAGCUGAUCACAAAUAUCGAGAUGUUGAUGAUGAAGAUGGCUUGCCACCGAGAAGCUUGCAUGAUGGGAUAAGGGAGAAUUGUAUUGGUUCUGGACCCCUCAAGCCACCGUUGGCCCGCUCACUCCUUAUAAAAGAGGAGCUCCUGAGCCAGAAACACCGCCUCAUUGGCCAACCGACAGCUCUUUCAUUGGCUAGCCUAGAGUCUGUGGGUCUCCUCAAUAGCCAAGCUCAGUCCCUCCUCUCUCGUGAUGGAACCUGGGGAAAAACCCACCUGGAUAGCCUCCUGAAGCUUAAACAAGUGAGCGGGAACCUUAGUGACCUAAAUGACCUGGCUCUUUACCAGGAGAACCAUGGAGUAUUCACCAAAGGCACAAAGUCCCUUGAUGCCAGUUCCAUCACAAUAAAGAAAGAACCAGGGCAUUCCCCUCCAGUGGACUUGAAGAUUCCGCAAGUCCGAGGCAUGGAUCUGUCGUGGGACUCCCACGGGAAUUCCUCCGAUCUCUACACUUACGGCUCCCUUGCUAUGGCCAGUGUGCACUCUGAGAAUGCGCUCAGCAGGAAGCUGAGAGCCAUCUUGCCAAAGCAGAAUCGCAGAGCCCUUGGAGGCAUUCUUGACGGAGGAGCCGUGGGCGAGUACUGGGGCGCAGACAUCGAACAACCAAGUUUGGGACCCCAGUACCCAACAUCUGAUCCAGAGGCAGAUCCAACAGGCUCCAAGCAACCCCGAAAGAAAAGGGGACGGUAUCGCCAGUACAACAGCGAGAUACUAGAGGAAGCCAUUGCUGUGGUGAUGGGUGGGAAGAUGAGCGUUUCCAAGGCGCAAAACAUCUACGGUAUUCCCCACAGUACCUUGGAGUACAAGGUGAAAGAGAGGUUGGGCACACUGAAGAACCCACCAAAGAAAAAGCUUAAACUGAUGAUGAGGGCUGAUGGGCAGGACUCUGGGAUCACCGCUGAAACCGAAUCCAUGUCGACCCCCACUACCACGCACGUGGAUGUCACAAGUGGAGACAAAGUCGAGUAGAAUACACAGAACACCUCAUAAAAUGGAAACAUUUCAAAAUCUGACUGAAACAAAAAAAAAACUAUGGAUUCCGAAUUGAGGACGGGACUUUAAUUGUGCCAAUUUACUUGCAGUAUCUGGGUGAGCACAACUGCAGGAAAACAUGGGAGGAUUUAAGCGUGACAACUUGGGAUAAGAAACAAAUUGGCAGUUAUCUUAGUGGUCACGUUGACGCUGCGAGCAUUUGUUGAUGUUUUUUACAACGUUAAGCAACAAAUGCAUACUAAAGCCAUAAGAGAGUAAAGACAGAGACAUUUUAUUAUAGAAAAAAAGAGAUAAAACCUUCAUUCGCCCCCUUCAUCUGAACUUUUUGAGCUGCACCAUUAGUGCUGAUGCGUUUGGACGGCAUGCCAUAUAUUAUAAGAAAUGAGAAGUGGGCUUUGGAGGGUUGCGUGCAAGGAAUUUGACCCUUCAAAAAUGAAUUUAUCUCUUCUGAUCGGUAGGUUUAUGAAAUAAGUCUUUAAAACUAAUUCAUUUGGAGUUGACAAGGAUUCUCACCAGGAUUCUGUCGCUAGGGCCCCGUUUUUCUAUUAACAGGUAAAACAUUUUCUUUCAACCCUUCAUAGUUUCCUCCUUUUAUAUUCUGCACCAUUGAAACAGACUAAGAAUUAGACAUGUCCAUUUAAAAAAAAAAAGAAGCUUAAGAUUAGUCAUUCAGGGAUGCAUGUUUGUGAUGUUUAAAAAACGUCUUUUUUACGUUACUGUAACUAAAACUUUCUUUAACUCUAGCGCUUUCUUUUGCACUACACUUUCAGUCUGGCGCUCGCCAGAGCCUAAAUCUGGCAAUUAGACCUGAUUACCUCGACAUUGCUUGCAUUACGCACUUACUGUUCUGUCUUGCAUACUACAUAAUACUCAUUUUACAAUACACUUUUCUCUUGGUGAGAGUCUCUCGCUCGUAAAUGGAUUUAUACUCGCGUGAAGGGACAAUGCCGACUUGUACCACACAGAACAGGAACGUGUUUUCAAUUCACAUCUUUCUACUUAAAUUAUUCGAGGGAGGGUGCAUUCAGUCAAUUUUUGGCUCGCCAUUCCCUCAUCGCUGCUUAUAGUCAGUCACUGACGUGUAUAUUUAUAAAAAGAAGAGCAUUUUUUGCUGAGGGUUGGUUUUGGGGAGGGUGGAAUAUAGGUGGGAAUAGGGUAGGGUUAUGACCACAUAACUCUAUUAUGUUUUAAAUUAGCAUUUUGACAGAGAGCCAAUUCUAGUCUCUGAAUGGUUUCUUUUCCUCAUGUAUAACUCAGGGCAACUGAGACAAAUAUAGCGAUCAUGUUUUUAGAGAAACAAUGCAGAUCUUACUUGAAGUGGAGCCUGUGACGCAUUCUCAGUCAGUGAGUUGGGUCAGGGGCAGGGCUUUAUACUGGGCGUAGGUUGGGUCGAGAUAAGCCAUGGAUUGUGGAUAUCGGUGGGAUAUUAUCAUUCGAAACAGCUGGCCAGUUGGGAAUUUUCUGAGACCUCUCAAAAAAAAAAUAGCACUUUGUUUUAAAAUAAAGCGAUUAUGUUCGGAUGCGUGUUUCAAAGUAGCUUUUGCGGUAGCAGAUAGCAUUAAGGAGAUCAAACGGGGAACGUCUUGACAGCCCUCACCAUCCUGAAGCGUAGACCCAAACAUGCGCUUUUUUGGGGUAAAAGAAAAUUACCUCUUCGAUAUACAGUGGUCGACAGCUUGAAUUCUCAGAUUUGUCUAUUGUUGCCAUCACUGUCUAUUGUCAUAUCGCACCUCUUUCCAAUCUAAACUGUGUCGUUUAAUGUAUAUAAAAGAAGGCUUUUGGAAUGGCAUGCUCCACUUUGAUGAUGUUGAAAGGGCAUUCUGGUCUAUCACUGCCUGGUGCUCACCCAGUCUGUGACAAAAACUGAUAUUUCAAACUUCAGGGUUUCUGAUGAAACUGUUAAAAACACUAACGUAAUGUACCUCUUUAUUUAUUGUAUUAUUUAAUUUGAAUCAUUGAUGUAAAUGGCAUGCACCAGUUUAACACCAGAUUUCAUUCAUGAAAUCUUCAAAUCUGACACUUGGAAAAUCACUUGGCUCAUGGAAAAUGUAUAUAUUGGGCAAUUUCCUACAACUUAGGUGUAAGCUGUUAUUUUAUGUUAAUUAUCCCAAACAUAUAUCAGUAAACAAAUUAUUUAAAUUACUUUAUUUUACUGGUUUUGUUUAAAGAAUUUUCACUUUAACCUUAUCAUUGCAAAACUAGUAGAAAGGAAAGAUUUUCGAAUAGUAGGCUUUUUAACAAUAGACUGACAAUGGAGAACACUUUAGGUGAUCCAGCAUGAAAUGCACCAACACUUUAGUAAUGCCGAGCAUUUAAAGUGUCUAAUUCGAAUUUAGUUUGAUCAUUUAACAAUCAAUCAGGCUAUUUAUCAAUCAAUGUGAUUUGAAAUACUACUGAUAUUUGCUUAAUAUUUAUGUUUCCGCCAUUAGUAAAUAACUAGUCUAAGAUCAUUAGUAACAACUAUAUUAUUUAAGCAGAUUCUAUUAUAAUUAGAAAUGCACCGAUAUAUCGGCCAAUAAUCAGUAUCGGUCCUUGAUCAGGGCCGAUAUAUCCUGUCAAACAAAAGAGGACAGAAAAAUGCAAUGAAUUUUUAAAAAUAUCACCAGUUUGAUGUUCAAUAUUAUUUGUCAUUAUAUAAAUUAAUAACAUUCAAAAAGUUAAGAAGAAUUAAUUUAAUCUUCAGAAUCGGUAUCGGAACUAGCUAUCGGUAGAGAAAUGUUGUAUCGGUGCAUCUCUAAUAUUUUGGUUUUCCCCAUUAGUAAAUUAAUAGCCCAAGAUCAUGAGUAUCAACUAUAAUUUGUUUUUGUAGUAUAAGCAGAUUCUAUUAUAUUUAGAGAUGCACCGAUAUAUCGGCCAAGGCUCAGUAUCGGUCAAAACUGAUACAGUCGAUAAAAUGUUUAGAAAUAUCACCAGCUUAAUGUUCAAUAUUAAUAGACAUUAUAUGAAUUAAUAACAUUCAGAAAGUUACGAAAUAUAACUUUACUCUUCAGAAUCCGUAUCAGAACUGGCUAUCGAUAUCGGUGGAGAAAUUGACUAUCGGUGCAUCUCUAAUAUUAAGGUUUCCCCUAUUAGUAAAUUAAUAGUCCAAGAUCAUUAGUAUCAACUAUGUUAUGUUUUUUCUAGUAUGAGCAGAUUCUAUUAUAAUCAACUAUUUCCCCUAUAAUUGGCACUUACGAUUUAUUGCACUGAAGGCCAUGACUGGAAUUCGUUUUGCGGCACUUAAAUCUUUGGCCCUUUCGUAGAGAAUAAUCUUGGGCCUCUCUAUUGUUAAUCUAGUGGUAUCAUCAGCUGUCUGAAUAACUAAGGUGCAUGCCAUUUCAACAUAUUUAUUUGAUUUCGCUAAUGUAUUUUUAUCACAGGGUUAACGGCUCCCCCUGUCCAAAAAACCUCCUCCUCUUUACGCCACAGUUUCGAACUUCGAAAUGAAACCUUUACACGAUGAAUGUACUGAACCAUUACAUGUUGUUUGGGAAAACACAGCACUUUCAUAUUUCAUACCUUAAACAGACUGUUUUCGUUUCUCCUCUUGCUGCUGGCGUUACAAUAGCUGUUUAUUUAUUUUGUUCGUUUUUCUGAAAUGUACACCUGUAGCCUUCAGUACUUUCGUAUCUCAGGAUAGAUUCCGCAGAAGGGUUUGCAAUAUUUGUCAGUCACGAUGCAGACGUAACUACCUGUACAAGAUGUGCAGAGACAUGUGAUAGUAUCUUUGCACAAUAUACCUCAUCCUUGGGAAUAAACGCACCUUUCUGUGCCACACACUUAAAUACCAUUCAGGGGCACGUGGAAAAGGAGCAGUUGAACUCUGGGAAAUUUUCCUCUUCUUCACCAUCGUUUUCGUCUUCUGUGAGAGAGACGGCAGGCGUGUCUGACUGACCAAUAUUUACACCCUUUUCAUUCAGGUACUUUGUGAAAGCCAAAUUUUUGAUAAUGUUCAGAAAUUUCGCUCAACAUUUUGGUUCCGUUUUGCCAAUAACCAGUCCAGUCAUUAAUGUGAUCGUAUAACGUUGAUCCUCAAGGCAAGUGUGUAAAAUACAGAAAUGGAAGUCUGAAGGGGAGAAUAUGGGGCAGGUGGAAAUGUUAACCUUCUGUUUGUGUUUGUGUGGUCUCUGUACACUUGUUUUUAAACUGCAUUCCAAAAAUUUCAAAAGAUACCUUUAUAUGGAAGAAAAACCUAUACAUUCUGUAUACAAAUGAAUAUAUUAUAUUUAUUUUACUGUUUAUUAUUUUUUUCUGGAUGAUAUUGAAAUGCUACAGACAGCUAUAACCUCAGUUUCUGUACCAAAUGAAGUGCCAUUUGUUUUGUCUCAAGUCACUGAUGAUUUCUAUUCUGACAAAAUGUUCUUUUAGUUUGAAAAGUUUUCGACCUCCACUGCAAAUCCACAUAACAGCAUUACCUCAGGUUAGAUCUCUCCAGAGCAGCUGAUUGUACGUUUAGCUGUAAAAAUCAAGACCUUUUCUUGACUUUUACACAUGUUUCCAAAACACAACUACUACUUUAUGGAAGCAGUUUUUAAAUAACACUAGUCGUAAUUAUUUUUCUUCAAAUAUAUACAUAUAUACCUUUGCUUAACUAAACCACGGGUCUCUUUAUAAAUGCAAUUAUUGACAUUAGCACACAAUAGAAAUAGGACACAUGACUUACAAGUUAGCACACACUUGCAUAUACACACAAAACAACAUGUGGGUGGAUUAUAUAUACUUUAUAAGACUAUUGGUCUGAACGAUCUGAAACUUGUUGGUUGUGAAGGUUAGGGCAUGUAUGGAAAUAGAGGCACUCCAAAUCCAAGGUGUUGUUUUUUUUAUCUUACUUUUUGUUGUCUUGUUCGAACUGAUGCAUAUUUGUGUUAUUUAGGAUUCUUUAGGAAGUUAAUGAGCGUUUCAAGUGGUAAUACUGCAUUUCUUUUGCGUUUGUCAUCAUUUCAAAGCGAAUAGGCACACCUUUAUGCAGCUAUGAAGCAACUUCUGGUCUAUUAUAUUUUCACACUUCCUAUAAAUUGGGAGAAUUGAUUUGUCAGCAAACACCGUCGUCCCCUUGGACUGAAGAUACCCAUUGUAUUGUCAAUCUAUGCACUAAAGUGAGUAAUGUUGCACCAUUACUGUUUGUGUCAUUAUAUUUAAUUCUUUUAGGGGGAGUUUUCCCAUUAGACAACUUUACGGCACAACAUUUAACUAAGUCAAAGAGUUGAAUAUUUUAUUCAAUUUUGAUGUCUAUCAUUUGCAGCACUGAAGCUUAAAAUAGCUGUUGUCAUGGUACUUGCAGCCACGGUAAAAAACGCAUUUUGUAAGUAAGCUCUCAGAGAAACAUGUCAUGGGAAAUUAUGUUGGAAUAUGCAGUUAUGAGCUUUGCCACUUCAGCUCGGAAUGCACUGAAGUGCAACUUGGUUUAAGCCAUUUACGUCUGAGAAUCAGUCCGAUACAUCAUGUUUUUUUUAGUUUUUAUCCGUUGUGGUUUCAUCUGGAGUGCCUGUUUUUGCUACGUUCAAUUGUCGAUGAUUCGCAUCAAUUCGAAAUGGCAUUCAAUUGUACUGUACAUACACAAUGAGUAAUCUGGACAAUUUAGUAAACCGCAGUUAUCCACAAGCCGAUCAUAGCUAUCAAUAAUUGAUAACAACAAUUGAAAUCAUUUACCAAGGUGACUUACAAUCUAUAUAUUCGUUUUCUUAUACAUAUUACAUUAAUGCAGUGUUAAUUUUGACAGCAAAUUUUGAUUUAGUUUUAGUCAUAGUCUUUUGACGAAAAUGCAAUGUAGUUUUAGUCACAUUUUAGUCAACCCCAUCAUUUUAGUUUUAGUCUAGUUUUAGUCGACGAAAUAUGAAAAACAUUUUAGUCGAAUAAAUAUACAUUAUAUUUAGUCUACUAAAAUCUAAAUGGUUUAAAUCAUUUACUUGGUGUAAUUAAAUGUUCCAUACAAAGAUUCAACUGUUUUGACAUAAUUUACUUCACCUUAGAAUAAAAUUAAACCAGGUCAUUACCUUUAUUUUUCAGAAAAGUUCAGUAACUAGAUAUGCAUUGUUGGAACGCAGAGUAUUAGUCCAUGAACGACAUGUUCCAGUUCAUUCAGUCCCAUUUGACUCAAUUGACUCGUUAAGUUGGGCGUGUUCAUUCAACCAAUGGAACGCUCUGACAGGGCUCACACUCAAAGGCUAUUGGCUCAUGGCAUGCUUCUUUGAAGUAAGCGCUGCACUGUCUCUGCUUGAGACAGCAAUGAAUGAGAAUAGCUUUCAAAAAGACAUAUUAUAUAAAUUGUAUUACAUUUCUUUAGUCAUGCAAACAUGUUACAUACUUGGUUGGAAUGUACAGUUCGACUCACUUCAUCACUUCUAUAAUCAGUAGAGGACGGCGCUGGUUUCUUUUGGCUGACUUUGUUGCAUUUCACGUUAUGCAGCAGCUCGUGUUAAGUUAACAUUGGCAUAUAAAACCUUUGAGCUUGCCUUCGUAAUGUGUUUCGGGGUGACUCGCCUGCAGUCGCGCUUCAAGUUUGCGGCGUUUUACCGGCGAUCGUGAAGGAAAAUAAGACGCUUUGUAACCCGCGUGGAGACACAGAAUACAUGUGUGUGCUUCCCCUUCUCCCAGAGACUUCUCUCUGCCGUUUAUAUGAGAUAAGCAGCACAUGCGCGCAAACUGAUGUCCGCCAGGUGGGACAAGAAUAUUUUCGUCUCGUUUUUAUUAGUUGACGAAAAUGUCAGUAUAUUUUUAUUACAGUUUUCGUUAUAAUGCAUUCAUUUUUAUUUAGUUAUCGUCUCGUUUUCGUCAGUGAAAACAUGUCGUUAACGAAUACUUUUCGUCAUAGUUUUCGUUAACGAAAUUAACACUGCAUUAAUGAUAUACAUAUUUUUGAUUUUGUCGUUUAAAAGUGAAGUGUGUCAUUUCUGUGCCACCAGCAUAAUUGCUGUAAUAAAUGACUAUUUUUUAACAUUAGUCUAUAACCCUCCUGUCUGCCAUUGGUUGAACAAACUGAUCACUUUGCCUUUAGUUGAAACAAUGUUGGCAGGUUUGGUAAAGCUUUCAAUAGCACCACAUCAUUUAAUCCUUUCUCUGAAUCAACCAAUGAAUGGGUCUUUGUAAACUAAGCUGCAUUUUAAGAAUAAAAUACGACACACUUCACCUUUAAGAUAGAUGAAAUGAGAGAUGAGAAGAUCCAGAAUAGGUGCAAGUGAAACUGUGAAUUAUAUGGAACAGAGCCAUGAGAAAUCAACAUCCAACCACUACAGCAAUUAUCUAGACUAGUGUUAUAAGUGAAGACUUUCCUUAACAGUUAGAGGAUGAACGGAGCUGUGUGGAAAUGGGCUUUGUCAAAUGGCCAAGGUUCUGCUCAAGAACUUGAGAGCUUUUGGCUGUGAAAGGGCUCUUUUGUUGCCAUGACAAUCUUGCAAGAUCAUUCACUCAUAAAGGUGUGCCUAUUCUAAGUCUUGUUUAAAUAUUCACAUUUUACAUUUAAUACAUGGAUUGUGCAUUAUUUCUGUGAGAUACCAGCGUUUUUAUUUGCUUUCUACCAUACGUUUUGUCUUUGUGUAAUAUCCUUUAUCAUUUAACUCUUAUUUGUUAGACCCAAAUGGAGAAAAUGAAAGAUAGAAACAGGGAAGUUAUGACCACUUUUGAACUUUGUGUCUUUCUGCUGCGCUCACCCCCUAUAGCUUGUUGGCAUUGCAUUGAAUUUGAUGACCAAAUCUGCUCUUAAACAUUAAUGUCAUCCAUGACUGUUUCAACCCUGCAAUCCGUUGAGUUUUGCAGGAAUAGAAUUAUUAGUUUUGCUACCUCAACUUGCAAAUGGUUUCAUAUAACGUCACCCUUUGAUAGUGAAGCAAAAAUGACUUGUAUCUUGUGGGACUGACAGUCCCUAAUGGCAUUUGUCGAUCAGGUUUUGGCAAUGUAACUAUGGUUUGACCGGCUUACCCGCUGGAACCUGUAUGUAGCAUUUCAGAUGCAGGGAUAACACUGGCUCAUCAUUCCAAAAGAGUGUCACGGCCCCAUUUGGUUAGAAAGCAGUUGAAUACAUUCCACACUAACAUAUGUGUACCUCAUACAGUUUUUGGGUAGGGGAAUGACUCUCUUCUUUUGGAUAUAAAUGUUUUUUAAUUAUGCAUCCUUGAUCGCUUACGUCUCUAAGACCAGUGUUUAGGAAAAAAAUAUGGUUGACCACCGACCCCGUCUAGCUCCUUCACACUGCCCCAGCAAGCCCAACAAACUGGGUUUUAUGAAGGAGUGUGUUGGUUGGGGCGGUGUGAAAAUGACUGUUGUGUUUAAGAUCACAAAUUCCACAGGCACCUUUAGAAUGUUUGAAAUGUUGGGGCAGUGUGAACCAGCCUCACGGUUGGAAAUGCGUUGUUCUUGUGUAUUUCUUAAAUAUAGUAUAGUCAAGCAUACCAUACAAGUCUGUGCCCUUUUUACAAGCCAAAUGCAGUCUGUGGGCAGUAUCUUUGUUUUGCGAGAAAUCUGUUGCAUAUUUUGUUCGGUCGCACUCAUACACUGAUGUUGGUGCAUUGCCGCAACUUUUGUGAGUCCCAAGUUUUCUUGAGCAAAAAAUGCCUUUUGCUAUCUGUUCAGUUAUGCUAAUAUUUCAAGUACUUUUUCAAGUUUUGUAAAUUCUGAGAAUAGAGUCUUAACAUUGUAAAGUUUCUGCGUUCAGUGUAGUAUAAUGAUUGGAUACCGGUCUCCCGUACUCCUUCAGGUUAAUGCAUGAGAUUGGAAUGAUAAGGCUCGGCUAAAGACUGGCUAAAGGUUUUUCGAUAUUUCUUUAUACUGUUGAUAUUGUGAUUAUUGAAAAAAAUCAGAAAGUGGUUUGCGAUCCAUUCUUUCACGAAGUUCUUUAAUAUGUUACCGCAUAAAGUCCCGUAGCUAGAGGGUAAUAUUCCAGAAUGGCUUUGUAACAAUAGUUCCACUACGUGGUUCCAAAACAUGUUAGUUUGAUUACUUUGCAAUACAAAACAAAUUCUCAUUAAGCUUGGGAAAACGAGUCAAGUAAGGCAAUACUUUUGGUUUAGGUCCCCUUGACUCAAAAAGUGGGUUUUUUGUCACAGGCCCAAGAUAGGUCACCCAACGGCCAGGCAACUUUUUCAAAUGGAAAAGAUUCAGCCAAAUACCAUUAGUUCAGUGCUUUAUGAACAGCAAAGAUUGUAAAGUACGAAUUACCUGGGGAAACAAAAAAUGGAGGUUUAAAAUCUUUUGUUUGGUCCAUCGAGACCUGCAAGGCAACAAAGACAAUUUGUUUUGUUUCCUCGGUCUGUACAACUUGUGAUGAUGUGUUUCAACUUAAAGAAAAAAACCUUACAACACAGAAUACCUCAGAUAAUAAAUCCAUGUAAAUCUUGACAGCCUCCACAUGUAGAUAGAGCCCAGUUCACUGCCACCCUCAUCCAUGUGGUCGAGAGGACUGCAUUUGUAUGUUAAUUGUCAAUCAUUUCAAUACCUGUUGUAACGUUGUGGAGGUUUCAUUACUUUUUUCUUGUCAUGUUUGUUCUUAACAAACAAAUGAAACUAUUAUUGAAUUAUAAUUCGUGUCAACAAACAGAACUGCAAAAUCAUGACUGUUGUCAAUCGAUUUUUUUAGCCAUUGGUCAGUCAAAUAAAUAUUCCUGCGCCAUUGGUUGAGCCAAUGUUAUGAUGGAGCCACAGUGUUAACAGUUGGGAAUCAACUAAACAAAUGGGUUGCUUAGAGUUUGGUAGGAGCAAGUAUUUUAACAAUGAAAAAAAUGACAAUUUAACUUUAGGCAUUGCAACUACAAGAUUUUAAGAGACAGAGACCCUGCAGAUGCUACAAAGUUGAGCAGAGUUCAGCUUUAUGCGAAUGCAAUGCGAUAACCACCAACAGAAUGUCUUAAAGCAGUGUUCAGUACUCGGGGCCCCCCUCCCAGAAUGGUUUAAAUAUCUUUCUAUAUAAAAAACCUGAUUCAACUCAUCAACUGCUUAGUGUGUGAACUGGGGUGACUAAUUAACACACCAACUAACAUCUGGAGUGAGGGCUGAUGAGUUGAAUCAGGUGUUUUAUAUAGGGAGACAUCCAAAACAUCCUGGGAGGGGGGCCCCCCGAGGACUGGAUUUGAGAGAAACAGUCUUAAAGUGAAGCUAAUAUGAUCCAUCGCCUGAUACAGUUGGAUAUUGUGGUCCAGUAGAAAUGUCCUUGGUAAAGUAGCAAACCAUUUUAUUUUUUCAAAAUUCUAGUUGCAGACUUUACUCGCAUGUUGAAUUAUUUUUUUUUAAAUCACGUUAUAACACCAAUGGCUCCAAGAGUGGCAGAAAACUGGUCCGUUUUCCAAAUACCACCAUGAAAACUGUUUUAAGCUAUAAAAUGGGUUUUAGUUUGUUGAGUUCAAACUGAAAACCAUAGUCUGUACAUUUGUCAUAUGUUGGGUUCCAUCAUUUUAUAUAUCAUUUUCAUUAUCAGCUAAACUGAAUGUAGGAGGAAAAAGAAUAAUCUGAAACUUUUAACACACACUUUUUAUGUAACUAUACAUACUUUAGGACAAGCUAUAGAUUAUAUUAACGUGUUCUUAAAUAUAUAUAUACACAACAGUCACAGUGCAUUGUAUAUAAUGUUCUGUAUAGUUAUAUACUUAUCUUCUGGAAAGAGUUCAUCUCUUCCUCAUUUGAUUCAGGGAACAAACGUUUCAGUGCAGUAUAUUUAGACUCCUGUAUAGCUAUAACCGUUUGUAUAGUUCAUUUGUGUUGAUUUGCUCACGCCUUUCUUUUGUCAUCAACGUAGGGGAAUGAUAGUUAGUCCUAAAGUGAGCUAAAGAAAGGAGAAAUUAGUUAUUUUAAGUCAUUUAAUGCUGCCUGGGUGCAGUUUUUUCACAAUACUGUACAAACGGAAUAUAUAUCAAGGGGACGUCGCAAACUUUUUUAAGGUGGAUGUGUAUAUAGUCGUACCCAUUUCCUGGUUUGAUUUCAUGGAUGAAGAACAGGAUUUUUUAGAAAUGUGAUUUUGAAGUAUUUAUUGCAACAUCAGUCAGUGAUGUGAACUAAUUUUCCCCGUAAUAAUGGGUAUCAACCAGGAUAUUUGGUAUUGCUUGUUAUUUUUGCUUGCUACAUAAGUGUACAUGUUAUGAACUUUAAGUUUAAAAGUCAGAUGGGUAAAAUCAUUUUGUGAACACUGGAUCUCUGCUGGACAAUGUCCGAAAAUCAUCCUUAUUCGUGAGGAAACGUGCCCUGGGUGUGCUUAGCUGCAACUGCUUUUUCUUAAUGAUGAAGAUUAUGAUUUUUCGCGUGAAGUGAAACGUCGCCGUGGGUGUGUAUGAGUGUGCGAAACUGCUUUUACUUUCGCUCGAGCGUUGUGUGGAUAGACCAUUACUUUGACGAUUCUCAAUCAUGCGAUUUCGGAAAAGAUAAGCCUCCGAGCAUUGGUUUUCUUGAUCAUCAAAGAAAACAAAUUCCUUUUCUCGAUUUAUGUUAAAAUCUAUCCUAUUAUUACUAAGCCACAACUACGAAUCCCUCAGGGACAAACGACACUCUGAUUCAAUCUAUUCAGGUACUUUCUUGAUUCUGCGGCCUAGCUGUAAAAAUAUUACGAAUACCGUACGUAUUUUGGGGGGAAAAUGAGCAAGACGCGAGUCAUUUUUAACCUAUCGUCGCUUUUUUCGCCACUGUCCUUUUUAGUUUUUGUAUUCUUUAUAUCCAGACUUAAGUACAAUAUACUAAAUGAAUGUCAAAGCGAAAACUUCAGGUGAAGCGUAACACUCAGCCAGGCAGUGCUUUUCAUUACGAUUUCCUCUGCGCACACUGUGCCUAAAAUGCCUGAAGACAAUACAACGCUAUUUAGACACACACCACUUCAGACCCUUCGAUGAUAGUGGUUGACCGGUCUUAGCACUCCUUUACAGAUGUACCUCUAAAGCGAGAGGCCUGAUCUUUCUCAUUCACGCUCCGGAAUUGCUAGUUUCUGUCUCUUCUUUUAGCAUGUAAGUAUUUCAGCGACAAAACUGCCUGAAUAAACUGCCUCGCGAUACAGUUUACGGUUCGGUCUGGUUUUCAUUUGUGCUUGUACAACAAAGCCAACAUUUAUACAGAUUUGACUUUGCUACGAUUUUUGAGCUUUUAGGGUGCCUACUAUCAAAAUAAAGGAUUUAUGAACAGGUUAUGUUUGACUUUUUUUCAAUAACAGUUAUUUGAAAAUCGUUGAAGUGCAGGAAACGUUAAUAUUAAAGCUAGGCAGCAUUAACUCCCAGUUUCGUAUAUUAGUGACUCCCAGUUUCGUAUAUUAGUGUCUUUGAGGUUUUGUUGUUUGACAUUUUUCUUCCGAUUUACAGAUUUCGAAACAUUGUCACGAGUUUUAGUUUGAGACGGCUAACAGUCGGCAGCGGGCGUGUUAUCUACACACGUACUUGGAUUAGAAAAUUCAGGCUUUUUAAUUCAAAUACUUACAUGUUAACUCUUACUACGAGACAGAGCGUAAUAGUUUUUAAAACGCGUAGGUUUGCCGGUUUGGGAUUAAGGUGCUGCUUUUUUCGAAUCUUCUCUGUUUUUGAUAUACCUCAGACCGUCUAGCUAAUAGUGAGUGCUUUUUACAAAAUGGCAUCUUGCCUUUUAACACUGGUUGCUCUGAUUCAGUCAAGUGGUCGGAAGACAGGCGCUCCAAAACUGGAAUAGACCUCAUUACAAUAUAUACUGUUUACUCUUUGACAGAAACAUUGUAUAGUUUAAUAUUUUCUUGUACUGUAGAUUUAUUUAUGUAUAUUAAUUUGUUCCUUUUUGUACUGUGUGUUGGACUUUUAUGCUAGACUUAUAUCGAUGUCUGUGUUAGCACUUAUGAAGAUCACAAUAACUUUUUUGGUUUGAUUGCACUAUGUUUCUUUCAUUUCUUUUUCGUUUUGUUUUUUUAAUGCAAAUUCUUAUUUACAAGCUGGGCUAAUGAAUAAGCUGUCUCCUAUUGUAUGUGAUUUUUUAAAAAGAAAAAAGGACAUGAAAAACUGAUUAGAUUUUCUGUGGUCUAAUUUAAAACGAAAUGAAAAAAUGUUUUCCCUUUCUUUUUAUUUGCAUUGACCGUUAAGAAAAAUGCUGAUUAGAUCCGUCUUUGUGCAUGUGUGGAGUUUACUGGUUAUAUUUUAUCCAUUAGGAAAAAAUGCCAUUUUUCAACGCAUUUUAAUUGUAACAUUGUGCAAGUUAGUAUUCACUGGAUGCUAGAACCUUCUUAUGAAAACCACUAUUCUUCUAAUAAAUUUUUGUUGUGAAAACAA